Messenger RNA from Oppiella nova, 1038 nucleotides. Lineage: Eukaryota; Metazoa; Arthropoda; Arachnida; Sarcoptiformes; Oppiidae. The record is from the annotation of a GenBank genome assembly.
AUGGCGAUGAAUGCUUUUAAAUCGGUCGCCCGUAUGGCCACAACGGGCACCGAGUGUAUCGAUAAUACGGUGUUUCAACUCCACUAUAAGGCAACGUUUGUCGGCAUAACCGGCGUCGCACUAAUCGUCGCUUACGCACACAUUUUUGGGGCCAAAAUUUAUUGCCAUGGCGAUAAUCAUUUGCCGAGUGACAUUGUUAAGUCAUUUUGUUGGCAACGGACCGAGUUCAGUUUCCCGAAACCAGUAAUACAUGCGCAUAAUGAAACUGCGCAUGAUUACGAUAACAGCAAGUAUAAUUCAUAUUUUAAGUGGAUUUAUCCCAUGCUGUUUUUCCAAGCGAUAUGGUUUUACAUUCCACGUUAUUUAUGGAUAAUUCUGGAAGGUGAUUUGUGUGGAAAACUAAUAAGUGGCCUUGGCAACACGUUCGCUAAUGAUGCUGAUAAAAAAAUUAAAAUUAGGCAAUCGGUUGAAUAUAUUCGCGCCAAUGCGGGCAAAGUUAAUUUGUACUUGGUUUGCUAUGUGAUUUGUGAAAUUUUGAAUUUAAUCAAUGUCGCAAUUCAAUUGUAUUUGACCGACAAAUUUAUGGGCCGUGUUGGUUUUAAAAUGGUUGAAUUUACCAUGAUGAAUCAAGAUAGUAGAACAGACCCAAUGAUAGCCGUGUUUCCCAGAUUAAUACGAUGCUUGUUUCCAAAAUUUGCAAAUAAUGGGUCGGUUACCACAUAUGAUUUCAUGUGUGUAUUACCAUUCAACAGUAUAAACGAAAAGAUUUAUAUUGUCCUAUGGUUUUGGCUCAUAAUAUUGACUACGAUUUCUGGCAUCAAUAUUAUCUAUCGAUUAUUAACUAUAAAAUAUCCGCUAAUUCGUGCGUUAAUUAUUAGACUCAGGGUCGGUUACAAUGAGUACCUUUGUUUAAAACAAGUAUUGCAGUUCGCUACAAUUGGCGACUGGUUCGUACUGUACCAAUUGAGCAAGAACAUUGACUACCAAGAUUUCAAGUUUAUGAUGGAUGAGGUGUCCCAGCGUAUUAGCAGGAUUUGA